This is a messenger RNA of Adineta ricciae, 396 nucleotides long. The record is from the annotation of a GenBank genome assembly. Lineage: Eukaryota; Metazoa; Rotifera; Eurotatoria; Adinetida; Adinetidae.
AUGGCCCAAUUUCCAUCACGAUGUCAUUUACGUAACAAUCCUACAUCGGCAACUGUAAGACGACACGAAAUUAUCACUUACGGCCCUUCUCGUCAUCGUCGGAAAAAGCCUGAUAAUAACAAUGACAGUCAUCCGGUUACAUCGUCAUCUGUUUCAUCCUCCACCACUACAGCAACUGCUCCAUUUCCCGCUUCUUUACAAGCUACGGCUUCGAAAGAAUUACAAAAAUUUACUGGUGAUCCGUCACAGAAAAUCACUCAUUUCAUCAAUGCUAUCGAACUAUUACGCUCUUUCAUUCCAUUGAGUGAUGCCAUGCUUCAUUCGAUCGCUUCUCUUGUUCUUCUGUGUUUUCUUCUUUCUCUUCCUCACUCUAUAUACGCGUGUGUCUUAUUGUGA